AUGUCUAUGUCCGUACUAGACCAUGUAGACGGUUCUGCACAAUAUGAUACUUCCACGGUAUCUGUUCUUUGUUCAGUAACAGGCCCUAUUGAACCAAAAGCAAGGCAAGAAAUUUCACAGCAUAUUUCACUAGAAAUUAUCGUAAGGCCGGUGACAGGUCCUCCAUGUAACCGUGAAAAGUUUCUAGAGGAUAAGAUUAGGUCAGUAAUAAUGCCAGUUGUUGAAGCUCAUUUACAUCCUCGUCAGUUGUGUCAAAUAACCUUCCAAGUUUUGAAAUCUGUUGGUCAUCAUGAACAUUUAGAGCUAGCCGCAUCACUUAAUGCUGCGUAUUUGGCUUUAAUAGAUGCUGCUAUUCCUCUGAAAGCAUCGUUUUCUGCGGUUUCUAUUGCUGUUAAUGCUGCGGGAGAAAAUUUUGUAAAUCCAGAUACAACUCAACUAGAAAGCGCUACUAGCGUAUUUACUAUAGCAUUCCAAGUUGAAUCUGAUAGCAUCUCGCUACUACUGCUAGAUAGUAGUGGCUCUUUCACUGAGAAGGUUAUGUUUCAUGUAUUAGAGCUGGCGGAGCAAGAAUGUGUUAAACAAUCAAAGUAUUUUAGAGGUUCAAUAAAGACCAAGAUAGAGAAGGAUUUCAUCUGGAAGCAACGGUGA
This is a messenger RNA of Eremothecium sinecaudum, 648 nucleotides long. It is a transcript of the gene RRP46, whose product is annotated as exosome non-catalytic core subunit RRP46. Bases 1 to 648 code for a protein of 215 amino acids. The transcript has a single exon. Gene Ontology annotation, cellular component: cytoplasmic exosome (RNase complex); nucleolus; nuclear exosome (RNase complex). Gene Ontology annotation, biological process: rRNA catabolic process; nuclear mRNA surveillance; poly(A)-dependent snoRNA 3'-end processing. Lineage: Eukaryota; Fungi; Ascomycota; Saccharomycetes; Saccharomycetales; Saccharomycetaceae. The record is from RefSeq and is a predicted model, not a curated record.